Colletotrichum navitas is the source of this 2872-nucleotide messenger RNA. Its product is annotated as potassium ion channel Yvc1. The record is from RefSeq and is a predicted model, not a curated record. The transcript is spliced from 4 exons. The coding region runs from base 378 to 2450 and encodes 690 amino acids. Lineage: Eukaryota; Fungi; Ascomycota; Sordariomycetes; Glomerellales; Glomerellaceae.
CCACCAAAAAACAGGGAAUGGGGCGCGCGGCGCUACACACCUCAUUGGAGAACAAGUUUGCGCCGCAGCUUCUUUUUGGUUUGUUUCUAUUUACUCUUGUGUUUCUUGACCAUCAUUGCCGUCGUGGAACGUCCUUCUUUUCUUCCUUCUUUUGCCACAAGCUCAAGAGAAGGUGCUUUACUGCGAGUCUCUGUUCAAUUGGCUUCUGUCGAAAGCCUCUUGCUCCCGCCGAUAUUACCGACGAUAACGACGACAGCGACUACCAACACAUCGCCCAUAGCAUAGGAAGGCUCGCUCCUACCGAACUACUUGAAAUUCCUACCGAACUAUUUGAAAUUCCAUCGUCGACGAGCGCGAUUCACUCGUAGCCAUUCGCCAUGGCCGCCUUCAACUGGGUUUCCCGCAUGCUUGGCUGGGACCGACACCCAAGACACCACCACGACUUCCAUUCGGACUGGAUUCGCGAUGACCGUAGACGCCUCCUGCCCCAUUACCGAUCCGAACACCUCGAGUCUGCCAUCCCCGCCCCCGAAGUCACAAAGGUCGCCCUGAAGCUCCGCCACCUAAUUGAGCUGGCCGUGCCCUGUGAGCUGGACGAGGUCGACAUCACAAAAGCCCACAGCACCAUCAUCACCCAAAAGGUCAUCAAGGCCGCCAAGGAGGCUGGCGGCUCCCACUACGGCUCCUGUGUCGUCUUCUGCCUCAUCGUCUGCAAGAGGUGGUUCAAGCAUCAGGCACUGAUAGAGCUAUGGGAUGCCGACCUGCAUCGCGUGCGCGCCGUGGCCUGUGAGGUCAUUGCUAAGGAGAUCAUCGAGGGAGAAGAGGACCUCCAAUACCUCAUGCACUCGGUUCUGCUCCGCCGCUACUCCAUCCUCGUCGACGGCGAGGCCACUCCUCCCGCCAACGUCAUCGAAAAGGCCGUCGAUCUUCACGCCGUUAGAAUAAUUGGUUCGUCGGGCUACCAGAAGUGUAUCUCCUACCUGUGGAAGGGAUGGCUGGUUCAGGACGAGAACGACCCCUCCGUCUUCGUCGACUACAAAGACAAGACCAACCCCUCCUUCCUUGUUCACAUGGACCCCGACCGUAUUCGCGCUCCCAUGUACCAGAACGCGACGCAGGUCAUCAUCUCCCUGGUCUACAUCGGCCUCUACACCGGUGUCAUUCAUUCGGUCAACGCCAAGGGUGUCUUGGAUUCGGUCGAGGUGCUGUUGUACAUUUUCACGCUUGGCUUCAUCUGCGAAGAGGUCACCAAGUUCUGGAAGGCCGGCUACCACAUCCUGGGCUUCUGGAAUGCCUUCAACGGCAUUCUCUACUUCUUUAUCUCGCUGUCCUUGAUCCUGCGCAUCAUCGGCCUGACCCAUGGCGAAGACGAAGAUGCGCGGAGGUACUACAGCGAGCUCAGCUACAACUUCCUGGCCUUCAGUGCCCCCAUGAUCUGGUCUCGCCUGUUGCUGUACCUCGACAGCUUCCGCUUCUUCGGCGCCAUGCUCGUCGUCCUCAAGGUCAUGAUGAAGGAGUCCAUCAUCUUCUUCGCCUUGCUGGCCGUGUUGAUCAUUGGCUUUCUCGAGGCAUUUGUCGGCCUCGACCUGGCCGACGAUCUCGUCGCCGAUGACAUUACCUUCAUCAUAUCGGCCAUGGCCAACGCCAUCAUGCAGAGCCCCGACUUUGGCGGGUUCGACAAAUUUUCGCCGCCGUUUGGCAUCAUACUCUACUACUGCUUUACCUUUAUCGUCAUGGUCGUUCUGCUCAACAUCCUCAUUGCGUUGUACAACUCGGCGUACGAGGACAUCUACGAGAACGCGAACGACGAGUACCUUGCGCUGUUUGCGCAAAAGACUAUGCAGUUCGUCCGCGCCCCCGAUGAGAACGUCUACAUCCCGCCUUUCAACCUGAUCGAAAUAGUCGUUAUUGGCCUCUUCUGGUGGAUGGAAAAGUCCAAGUUCGAGCGCAUGAGCGACUUCAUCAUGGGGAUUCUCUACUCGCCUGUCCUCGUUGCUGCAGCCGUCUUUGAGACGCGAUCGGCCGCCGAGAUUAGAAGUAACCGGGCCCGAGGCGAGGAAGACGAUGAUACGAUCGAGGAAUGGGAGCAAAUGAUAGACCAGGUCGACUUUGAGUCUGACGGUUGGAACAAGGUGUGCAUCACGGCCAAGACCAACCUAGAUGUCGACCCCACGAUUUCCGAGGUGCAAAAGCUGCGCAGCGAGGUCGAGGAGCUCAAGAAAAUGCUGGUGGACAUCUCAAAGGCCGUCUCGGCUGGAAAUGCCGGAAACGCGCAAGCAACCAAUAAUCUGAUCGACCUCGGCGAGAGCACCGCUCCCGCCGCUGCCGGGGGCUCGGGUAAAAACAAGAAGAAGAGCAAGAAGGGGGAAAAAAAGAACAAGAACAACCAACAGCCGGCCGGCGACGACAGCAAGGCAUCAGGGGGAUCCAGCUCGAGUGACGAAGAGUGAAGAGCCUUUAUCUAAUGGAUCGACGAGGGGUGGUAGCCCAUGCUGAGUUAUGUUCCCCUUUUUGUGCUGGCGUGUAUAUCUCUCCUGGGCCGACAUGUUACAAAACUUUGCGGGGUGACGAAGCAAUUUUGAUCCGAUUUUCCGGCUACCCUGGCAGAGGUAGCAUUGCGUUUGCAAGCGAGUCAGUACGGCAGCCUGCAGGGCGCACUGGUCCAAAAGUUAAACGGUUACUACACCUACCCCAUUAGUUUCUAGAAACACUGCAUAUUAUUAAUUUAACCUGUACAUAACUAAUUAGUCUUUUAAAUAAAUUAUCCUUUUAGAUAUAUUUAUAUUACUCUAUAUAGCCUAGAAUAUUAUAGUUCUACUUACCUAGAUACCUUAAUUAUCUAAUUAGUCUAUAAAUAGGGAAGUGUGUGCCC